CUCAGCAUCCUGUACCGCACACACAAUGCUGGGCCUCCUGAUGGGCAGAUCUGGACAAGUGCUGGUCAGCAGGGCCCCAACUGGCUGGAAGCCUCAUCCCUCAUUCAGUAUUGACACACCUUUCCAGAUCAUUAUUGAAGCCUACAUGGCUAUGGCCAAUCAAGUCAUUGCUAUUGAUGAUGUGUCUUUUACACCUGAUUGCCAACACAGUGUCUCCAACCUGCCAUCAUUGCCAGUUUCCACAACAGCUAAGCCAACAGUGCCUCCAACAACAAAAAUAUGCAGUAUAAUUGAGCUAAAAUGUGACAAUGGACAACAGUGUUAUGCCAAGACUCGGCUGUGUGAUAACAAGAAGGACUGUGCUGAUGGAAGUGACGAAGCAAGUUCAAAGUGCUCUUGUAACAGUAGACUUUGCAGGAAUGGUGGUCAAUGCUCAGUCAAAGCUGGUAUAGGACCAACAUGCAACUGCACUAACAACUAUUCUGGCCUUUACUGCAACAAUCCACCUGCUACAUCAGGCAGACACGGUGGCAGUAGCACAAAGAACUGGGCUAUUCCUGUGGGUGUCUCUCUGGGACUAGCUGCUGUUGGAGCCAUUACUGGCUCUGUCAUAUUCUUUUGGCGGAGAAAUAGAAGGCUUCCAUUUUUACGCCAACACCGGACUGACGACACACAGUAUCUAACCAAUGUUGUCUACGACAGCACAGAGAACACUGAUAACACACCGGGGACAGGACUUUAAUAUAGCCAUGCCACACAGAUAUUGUUAUAAUCAACACAAAUGGAUCUGCUGACAUUUAUCUCUAGUGACAACUCAGCAUCAGAAAAUAUGCACGUGCAUCAUGCAUUGUGGAACUGACAACUCUUUCUGGAAAGUGUCACCAUUGUUGCUAUUUCACAAA
Pomacea canaliculata is the source of this 902-nucleotide messenger RNA. Its product is annotated as MAM and LDL-receptor class A domain-containing protein 1-like. NCBI's taxonomy places the organism in Eukaryota, Metazoa, Mollusca, Gastropoda, Architaenioglossa, Ampullariidae. Gene Ontology annotation, molecular function: protein binding. The transcript has 7 exons. The record is from RefSeq and is a predicted model, not a curated record. Bases 26 to 742 code for a protein of 238 amino acids.